Molecule: messenger RNA, 3518 nt
Organism: Papaver somniferum (opium poppy)
Lineage: Eukaryota; Viridiplantae; Streptophyta; Magnoliopsida; Ranunculales; Papaveraceae
Exons: 5
Coding region: 211-3234 (1007 amino acids)
Source: RefSeq, a predicted model, not a curated record
CUUGUUCCCCCGUACCUCUAAAAACAAUAUCCAAACAUAGAUUUUUCAACAUUGCAUUGUCUUUACAUGAGAUGACUACAACCAAUAUUGUAUAGAGAAAAGAAAUUUCAAGGCAUUUCCAGUUAAUGCAAUCUGGAGGGAGUAGUACACCGAAGAAAUUUAACGUUAUAUGCUACCUGGACAAGCGUAGUAGAACGUAAAGUAUCGACCAUGUCGAGGCAAACAGAAUUCAUGCAGAAAGUGUUGCAUGAUCUGCGACGGAGGAAAGAACAUAUGGCUAUGUCUCAGACUCCCAAAGAUUCAAAUCAGAAUCAGACAUCUGCAGAUGCAUAUCGAAAAUUCAAGCAAGCUUCUCAAGGAUCAAAAGAAACAAACCCCUACGGAAGUAUUGGUUCUACUAGCCAUUACGUGAACGGAUGGUAUGAUAAGGGGCAAGAUUCAUCAUUCUCUACAAAAGAAUCUUCAAAACAGAUUACGCCAAUAGGUGGUGGCAGAGAUCGUAGCUCUGAAAAUGUAGCUGAUUUGUCCAUGGCACUUGCUUUUGCGCUGAAGAACAACGGGAAGCACAAGAGGAUGGGAUCAUCAGAAAACUCUUCGACGACUUUCCUGCAUCACAUUGGAAAAGUGGAUUUGGUGGAGGUGGAUAGAAGGUCAGAUGUACCUUCAAGUGGUCCAUUUCCUACUCCUUCACCUCUGCACAAACAAGAGAUCUCGAAUGGUGCGGAGAAGCUGAAUCAAAUCCUCACUGGUUGCCAUGAUGGCUUAAAUUCUGAAAAAUUCUCUGUCGAAAUCGGGUACGAACUCCUCAAAGGAGCCAUGGAUUUGGAACAAUCCUUAAGAAUGCUUGUAAACUUGCAAGGAGUUUCCAAGAACAUGGUUAUCCCUCAAAGAAAGCAACGGACAAUAAGACUGGUGGAGGUUGAAGAGGAUCCCAGUCAUACCACUGAAACAGUCAACAAACAGACGAAACCAGAACGACCAAAGCUUUCUUUCAAUAAACUAUCAAGAAACUCUGCCGAAGAUGUUCUACAGGCUACAAAGACCAACCUCAUAAAGCAGAAGCAGUUAACCUUAUACUCUCCUACAGAACCCCAGAAGAUCAAUUCCGCAAAACAAGCUCCUACUACCUCAAGUGAAACCGUUUCCCAUAGACGCUCAGCCAGCUGCGGCGAAAUUGCAAACACCAUCACUUUGACAAACUCAAAUAAGCACUCGCGUUCAGACUCUCAACCGAAAAGGGGGAGACUAUCAAAUGUUGUCGCAAAACUUAUGGGUCUGGAAGAGUUUCCAACACCGAUAGAAUCAAAAGCUGGAGGGUUAUAUGACCCAGCUAUCAAGCAAGAAUCAUCCGUAGCCUAUAAUUCUAAAUCAUUGCACGAAACUACAAAAAAAAUUAUACCCGACCCAGUGCAUAAUGAUAAACUUCGUUUGCGCACAGAUGAGCCAAAAGUGCUGCCAACCAACAACUCGGAAACCCAGAUUGCUGACAGAAGCUUGGUUAGGCAAAAUGAGACAUCCGAGAGAGUGGUUCACAAAGAGAAAUCACAUCCUAAUGAGCCAAAAAAUUCUGAAACUCUAGCGAGAGAACAGGAAAAGAAGACGAGGCAGAAUAAACGAAAUAUGAAGGAACAGAAAAACACAAGGAAUGGGGACACAAAGGAGAAGGUGUUUGUGGAUGAAUUGCACUUUCCCCAACAGAUACGUAAUCAACCAGAACCAGUAUUUAUAAAGCAAGAAAAAGCAGCAACCAAGGAGACUAUGCUCCAGAAAGAGAGGACAAAUGCAAACGACGAGCUAUUGACAUCGACCAAGCAAGAAAAUCCACAACAAGAUAUCCCACGUCAGCCAUGGUACAAGCUCAGGAAAUCGGAGUCGAAGAACUCAAAGCUUCAAGCAGCUAAGGAACAGAUAACCGUGAAAAGGAAGCUGCAUCCGAAAAAUCCAGAAGAAACUGAGAUUAUGCAAAAAGUAAACGCAUCAAGGUCAAUCCAUGAUGUCAUGGAUUUGCAACAGAAGCUAAUACAUAAGAAUCCUGCCACAGUUCGUAAAAAACCAGAUAAACCUGAUGAUGCGAUAAAGAGGAGCAUUCGUGAAGAUCUAAUCAGUCAACAAAAUAUUAUUAUACUCCAACCUGAGUUAAGGAAACCUGCAAAAGAGAAUUUCAAACACCGGAUCAUUCCGACAGAUAGAGAUACCAAUGAGGAGAUAUCAAAAGUUGAGAUCAUGACACCUGUUAGCAUCAAGCUGAUGCAGAAUAAGGUAGAAGGUACUGAAUUACUUAAAAUCAUGCCCCCAAGAAUACUAAACAAAAAAUUAGGCAGUGACUCCCCUGACAGGAAUGUAGCACAAGUAAGCAUCAUGCUAACUAGAGAAGAAGAGGAAGAAGCAAACAUCCAAUCACCCAUAUCAACGGAAGCUACACACACAAUUCCUAGAGUGACACCCUCUGUCAGCUACUCCACUGCAGAAGAAUACCAAAUGCUAAACGAAAUGCAGACCAUCAAUGCAAAUGCCAAGAUUCAAAAGACCACAGAAGUUUCCAAACCUUUGCAAGCUUCAGUGGUUUUGCUUUCCAAAGAUCUACCAUUUAAGUCUACAGACAGUUCAAUUCAAAUUAAAGCCUUACAGGAGAGCAGCAUUAUAGAUGUUGCUAAACCUUUACAGCAGGAGAGGCCCAAAUCUGAAAUACUAGGGUCAGCUCCAGCAAACGAAGAUCACCUCAAGCAAAUACUUCUUAGAAGUCGAGUUUUCCUUAAUGCAGCUGUGGCACUCUUCAGAAUUCAGUUUCCUGUACGUACCCUUCAUUGCAGUACCAACAAGUGUCAAGAUGAAGAUAGUAAACUGCUUUUAGACUCUGGAUACGAAACUAUGAGAAGGAAAGGAAAAAUACAAGAGCUCAAUUGCAAUCCUUGUUUAGGCAUUUCUGUUGGGUCCAAGAAGGUUAGAUGCUUGGACAGCUUGGUUAAGGAGUUGAGUGAGGACCUUGAAACGUAUAAGUACUCUGCUAAUGAACACAUUGAAGAUGAAGCAAGCCACCUACACUAUUUGCUCCAUAAAGACAUCGAAAAUAAGAAUCCAGUCGUAAACUGUAUGUGGGAUUUUGGAUGGAGUGACAUAAUGUUUUCAUGUAUUGAAAAAGAGGAAGUCAUAAGGGAUGUGGAGAAGCAUGUGCUCAAUAGACUGAUAGAUGAAAUUACUAGAGAUUUCAUACAUUUAAGUGUUGCAAUCUAUUAACUAUAUCAAAGCUUUGUGGAAACGUAUAUGGUUAGUUUUUCAUUCCAUUACAUCUGGAAAGGGUGUUCUUCGACGAGGAUGUUGGAGUAAAAAAGAUGAAAUGGAAGUAGUGCUUUUAGGAAGUGGUUUAUAGGAGUAAAUUGUGAUUAUUUGAAAGAGGGAUGGUUGUGUUUUCAGGACAUGGAAAAUAUGUAUAGAAUACUCCUAAAUAUUUUGUAAUUGUCAAAAAGAUGAAAUGUAGAUAUAACAAACAAAGGAAAACAAAAAUGAAGUUUACCGAUUUA